Messenger RNA from Botrytis fragariae, 393 nucleotides. RefSeq lists its product as uncharacterized. The coding region runs from base 1 to 393 and encodes 130 amino acids. The record is from RefSeq and is a predicted model, not a curated record. Lineage: Eukaryota; Fungi; Ascomycota; Leotiomycetes; Helotiales; Sclerotiniaceae. The transcript has a single exon.
AUGUCCGUUAGAUCCGAAUAUCUCAUAGCAGAGGAUCUAGAAGAAGAAAUUUCGUGCCGAUUUUAUGUGCCUGGUGGACAGAAAAGCGGACCUUUGUAUGGACAGUAUUUCCAAGAUGAUGCGUUGGGUAGUAUAGAUAUCGAGCAACUCGAUCAGGAAAGGGGUCGGUAUAAGUCUAUUGCUGUAGUUUGGAGAAAGUGGGGACCCCCUCUAGAGGAUCUGGGAACGGAAGAACGGAAACAUGAACCUCCUCUACGGAAAUUGACAACGGAAAAAUGGAAGCGUAAUAAUAUCGCUCUAAGGCAUAUCGUGGAGGAGAGACAGCUUUAUGUGCAAUCACUUCUGGAGUCUCACGGAAUUUCUGUGGGUAUGAAACACCGGGGACGAGAAUAA